Molecule: messenger RNA, 1441 nt
Organism: Cicer arietinum (chickpea)
Lineage: Eukaryota; Viridiplantae; Streptophyta; Magnoliopsida; Fabales; Fabaceae
Biological process (GO): defense response to other organism
Cellular component (GO): plasma membrane
Source: RefSeq, a predicted model, not a curated record
CCAAAUACAAUAUAAAAGUUUCUAUGUUUAUGCCUUUAAUAAUGUAAUUUGGGCUGUUUAUUUAAAAAAAGAAAAGAAAAUGGAUAUAGUUUGGGAAGCAAUAAGAAGGGUUGUUGGUGGUGAAAAUGAGUGUUUCAUUCCCAUUCAAAAGUCUCACUCACUCUAAUUAUAUUGCUAGACCCCAUACAUAGUAAUCAAAGAUACAGAGAGAGAGAGAAUGACGACAAGAGGUAAUCAACAACAACCACCGCAACCAAACGGUGAACAGAGGCUGAGGCAACAACAACAACAACAACCACCAGCACAAUCGUACUCAAACGGUUACAUGCAUCAACAACAUCCACAAUACUACCCUAGAACACCAUCUCGUUCAUCAUCAUCAGCAUCAUUAAAAGGAUGCUGUUGUUGCUUAUUCCUUCUAUUAUCAUUCCUAGCACUACUAGUACUUGCAAUAGUACUAGUUAUCCUUCUAGCAGUUAAACCAAAGAAACCACAGUUCGAUCUCCAACAAGUAGGUGUACAAUACAUGGGAAUAAACCCUUCUGGAACAACGGCUUCACUUUCUUUAACAAUUCGUCUUCUAUUCACAGCCGUUAACCCUAAUAAAGUUGGGAUCAAGUACGGAGAGUCCAGGUUUACUGUCAUGUACCGCGGGAUUCCUUUGGGGAAAGCUUCCGUACCUGGUUUUUAUCAAGAGGCUCAUAGUGUUAGACAGGUUGUUGCUACCAUUGCUGUUGAUAGGGUUAAUUUGCUUCAAGCUGAUGCUGCCGAUUUGAUUAGAGAUGCUUCUCUUAAUGAUCGGGUUGAUCUUCGGGUUUUGGGUGAUGUUGGUGCUAAGAUCCGGGUCAUGAAUUUUGACUCUCCUCGUGUUCAGGUCUCGGUGGAUUGUGCUAUAGUGAUUAGUCCAAGAAAACAAUCUCUUACGAACAAGCAAUGUGGAUUCGAUGGAUUGAGUGUUUAAUGACAGAUAGUAAUAUAAUUCUUGUUUACGGUAUAAAUUUCGUUAUUUUACGCUUAAUUUUCUCCCUCGGAUUCUCAUUUCUUCGAUUAAUUUUAGGAGGAAAUGAGUAGGAAAAAAUGGUGAGAGGAAAUACUGAAUUUAGAAUGGCUAUCAAAGGAGUCUCAACAAAUUGUUCAAAUCAGGGUACUAAACAUUUUCUCAAAGAAUUUUGCACAAAAUUUUGAUUUGGUUACUUACAUUGAAAGCAAAAGAAACUGCGAAACAUGUAAACUGUAAAGUGAACCCAAUUAGUGGGUGAGGCAUCUGUUUGGCUUUUGUUAACACUCUGUCUAGCCUCCCCCUUCUUUUUCCCAACCUUUUUCUUUCCACACCUUUGUACUUUUGAAAAGUGCCUUAGGAAGUUUUGCCCAUUUGAUUAUUAUAAUUUGAUGGAAAUUAUUUCUAUAAUUUUUUGGGCUAUAAAGUGUUUUGAUUAAUUUA